Molecule: messenger RNA, 6548 nt
Organism: Toxorhynchites rutilus septentrionalis
Lineage: Eukaryota; Metazoa; Arthropoda; Insecta; Diptera; Culicidae
Gene: cv-c
Product: stAR-related lipid transfer protein 13
Exons: 11
Coding region: 1512-5888 (1458 amino acids)
Biological process (GO): regulation of Rho protein signal transduction; signal transduction; actin cytoskeleton organization
Molecular function (GO): GTPase activator activity; lipid binding
Source: RefSeq, a predicted model, not a curated record
ACACUUUAGUGUUGCUUGAAGAGUCGAACCGAAGAGAGAGAGUUCGGAGAGCUGGAGUUGUGCGCGCGCGUAUACGGUUUUUCCUCUGAAUACACAUAUUUUAAAUGUUUUUUUCCUCCCUCGCGCCUACCCGUGGCAGUCAUCAUCAGGCGUCGUGCGUUUGUUCCCGUUCGAACGCAACUGUGUGUGGUGUGUUGUGUCGCCCGUCCCUUUCUGGUAGUAGAAGGAAACCAAUCUGCUCGCUCUCGUUUCCUCCGGUUUUCAUCCGCACAUACCUCUUUACGCUGUGUGUGGAACCGAUUUCGUCAUUUUCUAUGCCUUACUACACAUUGUUGAUGUCGGAUUUUGAGGCCUAAUUGGACUCAUUUUCGGGGUUAGCGAGAUUGUUUCUAUUCAUUUUUGGCACAGUAUAUUCGUCCGUGACCCUCCCAAUAAGUGAAGCUCGUUUGUUUUCACCCGCUUGGGGAGGUUGGGAAAGUUCUUCUGCAGCCCACAGUCCGUAUGUUUUGGGUGCGAUAAUAACUCAGCCGAUACUGCAUUGCAUACUCAGCCUACUGUGUGUAUAUUGACACAAUAUGUUAACGGCACAUACCAGAUUAUGAUUGCGAAAAGUGUACAGUGAUGUUAUCUGGGUGGGUAGCAUAGAAUCCAUGAUCGGCUGACGAUCGAAGGCGUUGUGGAGCUGAGAAGACACAACAGCACAAAAUUCGGGGUGUGAGUGCGUGCGUUUUGUGCCUCCAUAAAGCAUAGAUCAUAAAGCGAGUGUGUUUGUGGUUAGAAGAAAGAGAAGAAGAAAAAAAUAGAGAAUGCAUAGAGCUAGUCGUAGGGGAGAGGAAAGAAAGAUUAUUGUAUGCUAGAUGGAUCAAGUUUAUAGAAUGCGAUCAUAGCGAACGUUGGAACGUUUGUGUCAGAGACAUUUUCCAUUGAGUGGUCUCACAGUGUUACUUUCGAUCCCUUGCUAAGAGGCUGGGAGAAUUAUUUGAGAGUUAAUUAGUGAUAUCUCCAGUCAAUUGCGUUGCACUCAGUGACUGAAUCAUCCGGAGGGAAAUACAAACGAGGGAGUCAUCGUUUCCAGCGAAGGUGAAUUGCUUUGAUGAUCUGAUUGCCAAUAAAUGCCAAGCGCUGGGAUAUAAUUGGUACCGUAAGCAAUGCAGGUGGAAUCGCUGAACAGCGCUGUAGCGAAUUAUCGUCCAUCGAAUUUCAAUCGCGUACUUGAACUUGCCGACGAUGGCGUUCGAGCAAAUAGCUUGAGCUAGCGAAGAACACCACACACAUAAGUGCGAAUCGCUUCCAAGAGUAAACAUUGAAGCUAAACGCGAUCUGUCAAAGGAUUUCAAGAUUGUUGUGGAAUGACGUCAGGCUCAUGACUUUUUGUUUCUCUUACUGCUAAAGUCACAGUCUUGGUUAUCCAUCGACAUAGGAGGCAACUAUACGUGCUUUGAAUGUGUUGCCAGCAGCUAAGCCAGAAUCGUGAAUUAUGAGGGAAAAUCAAAUGCUGAUAAGCAACGUCGAUGAGUUCAAAAAAUGUUUGCAAUAUGUUACCGCAGUGCGAUUCGAACGAAAAUAACAAUGUGAUAGAUGCGGAUGUUGCAAAUACUAAGGCCACUACCACCAACACCAGUAGUAUUGUUAGUCCCACAACGACGACGACGGCGACGCCGACUGCGACCAGCACCAUUACUAGCCACGAUCAUACGGCAACGAUGUGCAAAACACAAUCGAUGACUACGUCCGACAGCGGCCUGCAGAUAAUGAUGGCAUCUGCUGGUAAUGUAAAUUCCACCAACACAACCGACAACAGCAGCGAGAUGGAUAUGAUCAAUAGCAAGGAUCCGUACGCCGAGCUGGAGAGAUACCUGGAAAAGGUCAAGGCUGAAAUCUCGGAGGUAUUUGCGCAGCUGGAGUCAAAACGCGACGAGAAUGGACCCGAACCAUCCUCCUCCGAGAGAGUGCACCCGCGGUUGGCAAUGGGUCCAAAGCAAUGCGUCAAUGUGACGAGAAGCGAGAACCGUGACAGAAAUCACAACACCGAAGCCAGUAUUUGCCAAAAUGUCGCUUGCGCUAGCGAUUCCGUGAACAACACCAAUCUCGAAGCAACGGAACGGCUGCUGCGGGAGAUUGUUGCUUCGCUCCCAACGCAGCAACAGUUUGUCUCAUCUCAACAUCAUCAUCACAGCUCGAGGGAACGUAACAAUGGUGCUUUUGAGUCAGCUCGAUACUAUGUUGAUCCCACGUUCGUCAUUAGCAGCGAUCAUCAUCGUCAUCAUUAUAUUCCACAGCAUCAUGAGCUGCAGCAGCAAUUGGUGUUGAAAAUCGACGAGGAUGACGAACACGAUAAAUCGGAACAACGUUCUCAUCGUUUCAAUAAUUCAGCUGGCCGUUCUUUAGCCGCUGGUGCUACCGACAAUAGUCAAUCGUCGGAUUACGAUAACAACACCGGCAGCAGUAGCCGUGAACUGCAUGACAGUUUUUCUGAUGACAUGAGUCUGCUGGAGGAACUUAGUGUGUAUGAUAGCCACGAGCAGGAGGAAGACUGCUCGGACAGCAAAGAGGCGGAAACGUCACCGAAGCUGUUCCAAAGAAAUCAGCAAUCGCCUGCCUUACGGCCGCAGCAGUUGGUCCAGGACAAGCUGAAAACCAGUACAAAUAGUCUACCUUCCACUAACCGCAACUUUAGCCUACACUAUAAAUUUAGAAAUCACCAGAACGUAAUCGAUGCCAAAAGACGACAGUUUUUUCUGCCCCUGGAACAGGAACCAUUUCAGUCAGUCAAGUCCAACAUCACUGAUUUACCGUCACCGAGCAGCACUUCUCUGCACAGCGGCUACAGUCAUCUGAUAGUGGAGGAUCUGGGCGCCAAGUCAAGCUCAGCUCCACUACUGAUGAAGAGCGAGGAGAUCGAACUAGGUGAACGGAGGAAUUUAAGAUACUCGCGAUCGCAAAGUGAUCGGCAUCUCGCAGAGAUCGAAGCUGUGGAGGCAUGUCGAUGGCUCCGAGCUGCCGGAUUUCCGCAAUAUGCCCAAAUGUACGAGGACCAUCAGUUCCCGAUAGAAAUAAAUGAUGUCGCCAAGGACCACCCUUUCUUGGAGAACGAUCCCUUGCAAUCGCUUUAUCGUCGAUUGCACACAUUGAAUCGUUGUGCAAACAUGCACAUCGAUACUCACCAGCAUACACAUCCGCCAAAACCAAGUGAAGACUCCGAUGAGGACAGUUGUGCUCUCUCUGAGGCAUGGACAUUCGCACAUAAUAGCCGAAGGUGGUCCCGGGUCGAAGAUGCUGCCGGGUUGGUUAGUGUAAUCAAGCAAAAACAUUCCGCCAAUAAGAGCGAUGUGAGCACACUGAACGAGACAGAUUCUGCGGAGGAUUCAUCUAAGAGUGGCUCUAAGACCACGGCGGAUGAAAAGGAAAGUUGGUGUGAUGAUGGUGUGACACUCAGUAUUCUUUCCGACAGUGAUCAACAGGAUGGCCCAGUGCGACUGCGAAGAACUGGAAGUGAGCGUCUCAAAGAUGGUGCGAAAGCUUUUCUAAGACGCGUGGAGUCGAUAAAAUCACGCCGGAGGAAGCGUCAGAAUCGGGACGGAUUGAUUAUUUGUGGACCACAUUCGUCUGGUUUAUCGCCGGUACAUCACGCGGUCGACGAAUUGAAGCACAUUGAUGUGCUAUCAUUCUCAAAUCCAUCUUCUCCUCGACCCUCGUCAGCUUUCGGUGAUCAUCGGAGAGAAAAUGUGCUUGGAACAAACGAGAUUGUAUCAAACCUAUUGUCUCCCUACACGCUUAGUCCUUUUGGGCAUAUGGCAGAAGAUAAAAAGGAGCACAAACGAAGCACUAAUCGUUCUAGUCCGUUGCACUUUUUCAUUCAACUGCAAGAAGCAAAAUCAGGCGAUGAUUCGUCUUCCAUUUGUAGCGAAGAUAGCCAGGACCUCAACACCGGUUAUUUCGCCGGAAGAAUUGUGAAAACGCCCAGUAAAAAGUAUCCCAAGGCUAAGAAGUUGCUGCGCAACAAAGUCAAAGCUGAUGACUCGGGGGCACUUUCGGAUUCGGAGUAUCAGGCGAAAUUGAGACGAGCGAAAGUCACCAGUGAUUUGAAGGAAACAAAUAGCAAUAAUUUGCAGGUGUCGAAGCUGAAUCGGGGAGGUUCAUUAAAUCUGGGGAAGAGCUCGAAACGCUAUCGGGAUGCAUUCCACAAUCGUUCAAUGAGGGUAGCGAAAACAAACGACGAAAAGGGAGAAGAUCGCAAACGUACGACCGUGGCAAGAUGGCACAGCUUCCAGCAGCCGAAAAAUUCAGAAGAUCGCAGAUUGAGCACCAUUGAUUUCAAAGGUGAUAAUCUGAAAGACAAGGGGAAGUAUUCUGGUGGUACAAGCAUUUACGAGAUGUCAUGUGGUCAGCUGAUGGUGGUGCGGAAAUUUGCGUUGGUGACGCUUACAGGCUAUAUGGAGCGCUACUGUCCAACCCAUCGGUCCGGUUGGAACUGGGAUCUGCCAAAAUUUAUUAAACGCAUAAAGACACCCGAUUACAAAGAUAGACGAAUCUUUGGAAUUCCACUAGUCCUGAACCUGCAAAGAUAUGGUAGUACUUUGCCAGAGAUUAUACAAAUGGCUUUGACCUGGUUGGAGCUGAACGCACUGGAUCAAGUUGGGUUGUUCCGGAAGCCGGGUGUGAAAUCACGGAUAGCGAAACUGAAGUCCACGAUCGAAUCAAGCAAUAAUGUUUCCAAUCGCAUGAAGGUGUUCGACGAGCAUCACGCGUACGAUGUCGCCGACAUGUUGAAGCAAUACUUUAGAGAGUUACCAGACCCGUUACUGACUGCGAAGCUUUCCGAAACGUUUGUUGCAAUAUUUCAAUAUCUUCCAGAAGAGGUACGUGCAGAAGCUGUACAAUCUGCCAUCCUUCUUCUGCCAGAUGAGCAUCGAGAGGUUUUGUAUGCGUUGCUCAACUUUCUGGAUAAGGUUGUGGCCACCGCGAGUAUCAAUCAGAUGACAUCAAACAACUUGGCUGUGUGUUUGUCGCCUUCGCUGUUUUAUUCAAUGUCCGGCAGUAGAUCAUCAACGGCAUCGCCCCGACGAAAGAAGGGAGCCACCGGUCAGCCGGACGAGAAGGAGCUGUCCGAAGCGCGUGCUUCCCAUGACUGUCUGGCGUACCUCAUUCAGCAUUACCGCAGCUUGUGGACCAUCUCGAGCGAUCGUAUGCGAAAAUGCAGCUUUAACUACAUGGAGGAAUCCAAACCGGUACCGCUGGAGUCUCUUGGGGCGGAACUGCACGUACAAAAUUGGCGCGGUUAUCUGACUGAGUGCAUUAAAGAGUGUGUGCGAGAGGGGAAAGAAAGACCACGCGGCUGGGUGUCGUUGAGUUCUGCCGAUCCCAAUGUGAAUGUGUUCUUCAAAAAGGUAGGCGAUGGACACCCGUUGCGUCUAUGGAAGACUGUUACCGAAGUGGAGGCCCCUCCGACCGAGGUUAUCAACCAUAUCUUGAACGAGCGACAUCUGUGGGAUGAUCAUUUAGUCAAGUCGAGAAUCGUUGAACGGUUAGAUAGUGACACUGAUGUCUUCCAGUACGUUUGUGGCCAGCCAAUCACGGAUUAUUGUGUCCUGAGGCAAUGGAACAAACAGCAAACACGGGGCGCUUGCGUUAUCGUUGAGGUUUCUAUUACACAUAACGGUGCUCAGUUACUACUGGACGGAGUGCGUGGGGUGGUGCUAGCUUCUCGGUAUUUGAUUGAGCCAUGCGGCAGUGGCAAAUGCAAAUUGAUGCAUCUGUCCCGUGUGGAUAUGAAGGGCCGCACUCCGGAUUGGUACAACAAAAACUAUGGUCACAUUUGUCAGCAAUAUCUUUCGAGAAUCAAAAAGUUUUUCGAGCAUUACACCGAGGGACCUGAGAGCAAAGUAUAGAGAACACAUAGAACACUAAAUUUACAUUAUUGAAGACAGAAAGAACAAAACAAAAGAAAUAAGAGCAACAUAUGAAAAUACACCACAUAAUCAAAACUGCAGCAAGAACACGCGUAUCGAACACAGUUUCCAAACAUUCCAAAUUUUUAUUACCAAGUGCCUACACCAUGAUAUUUUCUUAGGUUUUUUUUAGAAGAGAGGAGAGAAACCAGUAUCGUGUAAGGAAAAAAAAGAUAUAACACAAAACUUAAACUAGUCCAAACAAAUCAACUUAACCAAUUUCACAGAUCAUAUUACAUGAAUCACGUUUUUUUUUAUUUUAUAGUUAUUAUUGUUAAAGUUUAUAGUGUAGGGAGAGAAGAAACAAUACAAAAGUAACAACAACAUCAAAACAAACACAGAGCAAAUAGAUGAAAAAACGUAAGCAAAUAAUCUCAGUACCGUUUUUCUUAUGGGACCAACGUCAAUAAAUAAUCUCCAAGCGGUUUCCAUUGUGUGUGGUCAGUCAGUGCCAAUAAAUGUUCAUUCUCCCCUCCAUGAAUCGUUGUGUUCAAACACACGCUGUUGGAGAACCAUGUUAUAUUACUAACGAACCGGAUUAGAAUGACGGAGUGAAUAAAAUGCGGAACAAAACGUUAAGAUUUCCAACUACUGCUUGUA